Messenger RNA from Notodromas monacha, 2996 nucleotides. Lineage: Eukaryota; Metazoa; Arthropoda; Ostracoda; Podocopida; Cyprididae. The record is from the annotation of a GenBank genome assembly.
AUGGCGGCCGCCUGCGGGUACUAUGCAACAGUGUACCGGGACGGGGAGAAGACCGUACUGCGAGUGGAAGAACUUGUCCGUGGGGACGUGGUGGAAGUGCAGUACGGGGGACGGGUUCCAGCCGACCUGCGGGUCAUCAAGGCCGACAACUUCAAGGUGGACAACUCGUCCUUGACUGGGGAGUCGGAACCCCAGGCUCGGUACCCGCACUGCACCCACGAGAACCCCUUGGAGGCCAACAAUCUCGCCUUCUUCUCCACCUACGCAGUCGAAGGGACGUGCAAAGGACUCGUGGUGCAGGUGGGCGACGAGACAUUCAUGGGCCGCAUUGCUGGGUUAGCGUCGGGGAUCGACACUGGCCCAACCCCGAUUGCCGUCGAGCUCAUGCACUUCAUCUUCAUCAUCACUGUGGUUGCCGUCUUCUUCGGCGUGUCGUUUUUCGUCAUUGCCAUCCUACUGGGCUACAGUUGGCUGGACGCACUCAUUUUUCUCAUCGGCACCAUUGUGGCCAAUGUUCCAGAGGGAAUCUUGCCCACUACCGGCACUCUGACCCAAAACAAAAUGACGGUGGCCCACAUGUGGUUCAAUGGUCAAAUCGUGGCCGCCGACACCACCGAGGACCAGAGCGGCGACCAAUUCGACCGCAGCCACCCAGCUUGGCACGCCCUGUCCCGAGUGGCGGCGCUGUGCAACCGAGCCGAGUUCAGGGCCAAUAGCCGCCAUCGCACGUCCAUUCAUCAACGGGAAGUGGACGGAGACGCAUCCGAGGCCGCCAUUUUGAAAUUCACAGAGCUCACGAUGGGCAACACUUCUGCGUAUCGCAGUCGACACAGGAAGGUCUUCGAGAUCCCGUUCAAUUCCACUGACAAGUUCCAACUGAGCAUCCACGAACUCAACAGCAUCGUUCAUGAUGAACAGCAUGGCGGAUCAACGCAUCACCUAUUCUCUCAACACCUGCUAGCGAUGAAGGGGGCACCUGAACGUGUUUUUGCUCGCUGCUCAACCAUCCUCAUGAACGGACAAGAGGAAGAAAUCGAUGAUCGGCACAAGGAGGCAUUUGAGCAGGCAUACAUGACCCUGGGCUCCUUGGGGGAGCGCGUCCUCGGUUUCUGUGACAAACUGCUGCCACGCGAUGAGUACCCAGAGUACUUCGAUUUCAACGCAGAGGAGGAGAACUUCCCGCUGGACGGGUUGCGGUUCGUCGGGUUCCUGUCUCUCAUUGACCCGCCCCGUGCCAGUGUUCCGGAUGCCGUGUCCAAAUGCCGUACAGCAGGCAUCAAAGUGAUUAUGAUCACUGGCGAUCACCCAAUCACUGCCAAGGCCAUUGCAGAGUCUGUUGGCAUUAUUUCUCCAGGAAGCGAGACGAUCGAGGAAGUGGCGGCUCGGACCAAGGUGCCGGUGGACGCCGUGGCGCCGGAGCUGGCCCGCGCGUGCGUGGUGCACGGCGAAGAGCUGGCCCGCCUGUCGCCGGACGAGCUGGACGCCAUCUUGCUCAGGCAUCCGGAAAUGGUCUUUGCCCGCACGACCCCGCAGCAGAAGCUCAUCAUUGUGGAGAGUUGCCAGCGAUUGGGCGCCGUUGUGGCGGUCACCGGCGACGGCGUCAACGACUCGCCCGCUCUGAAAAAGGCUGACAUUGGCAUUGCCAUGGGAGUGGCAGGGUCAGACGUGGCCAAGCAAGCAGCAGACAUGAUCCUGCUGGACGACAACUUCGCGUCCAUCGUGACCGGGAUCGAAGAAGGUCGGGUCAUCUUUGACAAUUUCAAAAAGUCCAUCGCCUACGUGCUUCGAUCAAACGUGCCCGAAUUGGUGCCCUUUUUGCUGUUCAUCUUGGCCGACUUGCCGCUGCCCCUGGGCACCAUCGCCAUCUUGUGCAUUGACCUGGGCACUGACCUCGUGCCCGCCAUUUCGCUGGCCUACGAGAAGCCCGAGUCGGACAUCAUGCAGCGCCCACCCAGGGACCCAGUCAAGGACAAGCUUGUCAAUGAGAGGCUUGUAUUGAUGGCCUAUGCGCAAGUGGGACUCAUUGAAACCUUCGGCGCAUUCCUCACCUACUUCGUGGUGAUGGGUGAGAACGGGUUCCUGCCCCGGAGGCUCCUUGGCCUCCGGGCCCAGUGGGACAACCCGUACAUCAACGACCUCGAGGACUCUUUCGGCCAGGAAUGGACCUUUCAUGACCGCAAAAUACUCGAGUCCACUUGUCACACCGCCUUCUUUGUGUCAAUCGUCGUCACUCAAUGGGCUGACCUCAUCAUCUCCAAGACGCGCCGGAAUUCAAUCUUCGAACAGGGCAUGACAAAUUGGGUUUUGAACUUUGGACUUGUCUUUGAAACUGCUUUGGCCUGUUUCCUGUCCUACACUCCUGGAAUGGACAAGGCUCUGAAAAUGUAUCCUUUGAGAUGGACAUGGUGGUUGCCUGCAAUGCCAUUUGCUCUGCUAAUUUUCAUUUACGACGAGGGUCGACGAUAUGCAAUGAAAAAGUAUCCCGGUGGAUGGGUGGAGAAGGAAACCUACUACUGAGACUCACUCGACUUACGGACACUCCUCUGCCACUGUAUUUUUGAUUGAGAGAAGGACUUUAAGUUGAACUCGAGCUAAAGAUGCGUUCCUUGUUUCUUUUUUCUUACCUGUAGAGCAAUAUUCAACGACAUAAGUAAGGACCUUGCAAAAAUAUUCAGAGACUUUCAUCUCUGUGAAAUUUGCAAUGAAUGAAGUUCAGGCGAAAACGGAAAGAAAACUCUCGUGAACCGUUGUUUUCUAUACGUGUAAGCUCGAAAGAAGAAAAAAAAACAAGUGCGAGUAUAUGUAUACAAUUUUGUUUUGGAAUGCUUGAAUGUUUGACAAGUGUGACGCUCUGUAAAUGUGCAAAUAUUGGACGAAAAUGGAAAAUAAGGUGAACUUGAUUUGUUUAUACUGAUUUUGGUCUCAGCUGUGGUCACAAAGCAUAUGGAAUGGAAACUCAUUCGAUCAAUAGACUUUCUUCACGAAUUAAAUGUACU